This is a messenger RNA of Acaulospora morrowiae, 417 nucleotides long. NCBI's taxonomy places the organism in Eukaryota, Fungi, Glomeromycota, Glomeromycetes, Diversisporales, Acaulosporaceae. The record is from the annotation of a GenBank genome assembly.
AUGGCUUCCGCUAUAUGUGUUUUUGCACAACAAAUCAUAAAAUUUAUUUAUUCGAUUCCCAAUUCGUUGUUCUUACCUCCCGUCGAUGGCAUCAUCUCUUUAUCGCUCGGAAAUUUAGUGUUACGAGAUACUCUACGCGGAACGGAUGUAUUAUACCUCGCCUUAUAUCAUAUCACCGUCCAAUAUAGAAUAUGCGUCAGCUGUACCGAAUCAGAGAUGCGUCAGGCCAUCAGGAUCGCUAUGCAGCAUAUAUGGAGAAAUUUUACUUCUGAUCAAAGAACGAUUUACCUGAAUCUCGCCGGUCAGAUAAACGGUCACAACAUAAAUGAGGGGCUCUUGCACAAACGAAGAAUUAGAAGAGGUGGUGGUGAAAAUUCCCCAAGAUUAGACAAUGUUGAAGGGGUUGGGAGUCCUUAA